Molecule: messenger RNA, 255 nt
Organism: Penicillium diatomitis
Lineage: Eukaryota; Fungi; Ascomycota; Eurotiomycetes; Eurotiales; Aspergillaceae
Exons: 2
Coding region: 1-255 (84 amino acids)
Source: RefSeq, a predicted model, not a curated record
AUGGCCCAUGUUUGCUAUGAAGGUGGUGAUGGAGUCAGUGCGUUUGGUGGCUCUGUUGACAUCAUUGCAUUGCUUGGACGAUCUUUUAAAGCGUAUCUUGGUGAGCCUGGGCGAGUAGAGGUGACUUUCUUCGGUCAGAAGCAGUACUUGAAACUUGCACGAAGAAACCACGGUUCCAAGCCGGACGAAGCUUGGCUGGCCUAUCACAAUCCAAACAACCGACGCAGAUGCACGCAUGAGGACAGUAACAGGUGA